CUAAAAUUAAGAAUUGACCAAAGAUUGGUAAUAAUAAUUUAUUACCUUUUCUCAAUUCUUAAUCUAGUUUUAGGUUUAGCCUUAUAUAUUCUACCGAAAAAAUGAAAAUACCAUGCGCCGAUAAAAGCACAUGUCCUCUUAUGUCUGGCAACACUGAACUUAACAGAAUUUAGUAUAUAUAGUGGCAGAUUACAAAUCGGUUGUAUUAAAUCGAGUCGUUCUAGUGUAUCUACUAAUAAGCAGUAAGUGAAAGUCAAAUCAGUGUAACCAAAACAUGCCAUCCCUGCACAUCGGUGACGUCGUUCCCAACUUUACCGCUGAAACCACACAUGGCAGGAUCAAGUUUCACGACUGGCAAGAUGGCAAAUGGGUAGUUUUGUUUUCUCAUCCAGCUGAUUUCACUCCUGUCUGCACUACAGAAUUGGGAAGGAUAGCUGUACACCAACCACAGUUUGAAAAAAGGAAUGUGAAGCUGUUAGCUCAUUCUGUCGAUAACCUGAAGUCUCACAAAGACUGGGUGAACGACAUAAAGAACUACUGCAAAGAUAUUCCCGGGGAGUUUCCAUACCCUAUCAUCUCAGACCCUGACAGGGAAUUGGCAGUGCAACUGGACAUGAUCGACGCCAAGUUCCAGAAGAGCGAUGCACACGCAGCAACUGUCAGAGCUCUUUACAUCAUAGACCCAAAACACGUUCUAAGACUCUCCAUGCACUAUCCACAAUCUACUGGAAGAAACGUUGACGAAAUUUUGAGGGUGAUCGACUCCCUGCAGUUAGUAGAUAGAAUUCCUCAAAUUGCCACACCUGCAAACUGGGUACCUGGUGAAAAGGUAAUGAUUCUUCCUUCUGUGAGUGAAGAUGAUGCAAAGAAACUGUUUCCUAAAGGAGUUGAUAGAGUUGGCAUGCCUUCUGGCAUCAAUUACAUACGAACCACAACCGACUAUUAGAUGUAAAAUAUUUGACACAUUUCUCAUUAAUAAAAAAUCUUUCACUAUUUAUGCGAGUUUUAUAUGACGACAGGUUCCGAGAUUCUGUAUCCGAGAAACGGAAUGCGACGUGCCAUGAAAUGGAUUAACCAACAUUUUGCAAACAUAACAGUUCUGGAAUAAAAAAAAAUUGGUUAAUUAUUACUUUAUUUGAAAAAGCAACAAGGUGGUAGUACUGAUAGCAUAAUACAAAAAGUGUGGACGUGAUUACAUGUUAAAAGAAAAAC
Molecule: messenger RNA, 1212 nt
Organism: Acanthoscelides obtectus
Lineage: Eukaryota; Metazoa; Arthropoda; Insecta; Coleoptera; Chrysomelidae
Source: the annotation of a GenBank genome assembly